Messenger RNA from Podarcis raffonei (Aeolian wall lizard), 1853 nucleotides. It is a transcript of the gene CDX2, whose product is annotated as caudal type homeobox 2. Gene Ontology annotation, molecular function: DNA-binding transcription factor activity, RNA polymerase II-specific; RNA polymerase II transcription regulatory region sequence-specific DNA binding. Bases 438 to 1292 code for a protein of 284 amino acids. Gene Ontology annotation, biological process: embryo development; cell differentiation; anterior/posterior axis specification. Lineage: Eukaryota; Metazoa; Chordata; Lepidosauria; Squamata; Lacertidae. The record is from RefSeq and is a predicted model, not a curated record. The transcript is spliced from 3 exons. Gene Ontology annotation, cellular component: nucleus.
GUGAUCAGGUCGCUGCCCUCUGCCUUAUCUUUUUAAAUGCAAAUCUUCUUUGGGGGCUUGGAGCAGCUAUAUUACCCGGGUGCCUCCCUCCCUUCUUCCCUCCCUCUCUCCCCUCCCUCCCUCUCCCUCUCCACGUCACCUGCCUUGGGUGCUGGGCCUGGCCUGGCCAUUGCUCAGAGCGCCUUGUCAACAUACAGCGCGGAGCCUCGUCCCGAGCGCGGCGAGCCUGGCCGGCCGAUGGAGCUGGUGGCUCCCUGACCACCGCGCGUCGGCUGCGCUCUCGGUUCCUCUGCGCCCACACGGAGGGCGCCUCGACCACGGGGUGGGCGCCGAUCCUCGCAACGCACCGGGUUCCCCCCCAGGGAAGGGAGGCCAGGAGCCCAUCGCCGGCGCCCUCGCAGCAGUAUGUGGAGGAGAGCCCCUCGCCUCCGGCCACCAUGUACGUGAGUUACCUGUUGGAGAAAGACGGCGCCUCCAUGUACCCGGGCUCGGUGCGCCACGCCGGGGGGCUCAACUUGGCGGCGGCGCAGAACUUCGUGGGCGCCCCCCAGUACUCGGACUACGGCGCCUACCAUGUGCCCGCCGGGAUCGGGCUGGACAACGCGCAGUCCCCGGGAUCGCCCUGGCCCGGCGCCUACGGGGCGCCUUUGCGCGAUGACUGGAACGGCUACGGGCAGGGGGGCGUCCCUGGGGCGGGCGCCAACGCCGUGCACGGACCCUCCGGCGCGGCAGGGUUGGCCUACAGCCCCGUCGGGGACUACCACCCGCACCCGCACCACCACCACCCUGCGCAGGGGCCGCCGGCGCCCCCCUGCGGAGUCCCCGCUUCCGGGGGACUGAUGCAGCCGCUCAACUCGCCGCCCGGCGCCGAGCACCUUUCUCCCGGCGGCCAGAGGCGGAACCCCUGCGACUGGAUCAGGAAACCCACGGCAGGGGGACCCGUGAAAACCAGGACGAAAGACAAGUACCGCGUGGUCUACACAGAUCACCAGCGGCUGGAGCUGGAGAAGGAGUUUCACUACAGCCGCUACAUCACGAUUCGGAGGAAAGCUGAGCUGGCAGCCAAUCUGGGAUUGUCAGAGAGACAGGUGAAAAUCUGGUUUCAGAACAGGCGGGCAAAGGAGAGGAAGAUCAACAAGAAGAAGUUGCAACAGUCUCAGCCAGGGGGUGUGCACAGUGGAUCAGAACCCAUGAGCCCAGUGUCCUCCAUGCAGCCAGGGACAACUGGCUCCGGCCCCAAUGGAGGAGGAGUGUUGAGUGCUCCCGGUUUAGUGCCAGCCACUGCACAGUGACAGCCGCUGGGGAGAAAAGACUGAGCAGCUGGAUACGUCCUGCUCUCCUUCGUUGAAGGGGAGGCACACAUGCACACCAGCCCCUGGUGGGAAAGGCCACUGGUUCAUUGGUGAAAUCAAUACGGGGACACUGUGGCUCUGCGUCCCACCUGGACAUCUAUACACAGCACCACACCCCAGCUUUUGGUUUCCUGCGCAUUUGUACAAAAUGUACUGUGAUCAACCCACAUUGUGCGGCAACAGGGGAGGGGAGGAGAUUUGAUUCCCCCCACCCCCAUAAUUUACUUCACUUUGUUUCCACGCUUGUGGUAGGUGCCGCGCAACUGACACUCCUCUUUGCAAAUGAAAAACACUGCUAUCUCAGGGAACUGGGCCUGGAAUGCCUUUUGUUGUUGUUGUUUGUUUGUUUGUUCUUGUCAUUCCUGUUUUUUUUAUUACCAAUGUUGUUGAGCAAAUGAUAAAUAUUAGUGGGCGAAAGAAAAUGGGGGGGGAGGGGGUUAAAGCAUAUUUCACUUUGUUUUCCUGGUACUCUAGAUAUAUCAAAAGGAGCACUGUUUUACA